AUGACGACGGCCUAUCGCCUCAACGUGCGCGUCUUCUGGCCGCUGGUGACUUGCGCGGGGCUGCUCUGCCUCUGGCAGGCCCUGAGGAGGAGCAAGGCGGCGGGGCCGUCGAGGGCCUGGGACGGGGACGACGACGACGAUGGCGCGCCCGCCCCGCUGCUGAAAGGUUCAGGCUACAUUUGCUGCCGGGUCAGCUUGGCCGUGGGGCCCGGCCGCCCGCUGGCCCUGCACAUCGCCCCCCGCUCGGACUACGUCUGCUGCCACCUCUCCAUGGCCGUCCGCCUCAUCCCGGCCAUCCCUCUGGGCGAGGCGCUCUACCUCACCCCUCUGCCCUCCUCCGUCCAGCCGCCGGCUGCGGCCAAGCUGGGCGCCUUCUGGACCCUCAACGUGGCCAAGCAGGAGCAGCGCUUGCUGGGCUGGCUCAGGGAGCAGGCCCCGGAGGACUCGUGCCACCUCAAGUGCCUGCAGAUCCUCAAGGGGUUGAGGGACCUGGGCGGGCGCUCCCUGGAACAGCCCCUGAGCACUCAGUGGAGCCAGGUCCUCUCCUCCUACCUCCUCAAGACGGCCCUUUUCUGGCUCCUCCUGCGCGGGCCCUUGGCCGCUUGGGAGGACCAGUUUCUGGUGGAGAGGUUGGAGGACUUGGUGCUCUUCCUGGUGGAGGGCCUCCAGAGGCGGAGGUUGAUGCACCUCUUCUUGGGCAACCCUGCUCUCCCCGAAGCCCUCAGCCUGCCCAAGAUCCUCAAAGAAGCCCCCAUGGUGAACCUUCUCGCCGACUUUGACGGCCCUACUUUGGACAGGGUGGCGGCACAGCUGCUGGACACCUGGAAACAGGCACCCAAGGUCAUCGGAAUGUACAGUGGCCACAGGUACUGGAGGAAACAUCCUGUCUGAACGUGGCACCUCUAAACCACAGGAGACCCUUGGUUUGGGCUGUGUCUUCAUAAGCCCACUCCUCUUGGGAGAGAAAGAGGGGGCUCCUGGGUCACCCAUGGGCACAUUCUGGACGGGGGGUGGAAUUUCAGCAGAAAGGGCAGAUUACCAAAGCAACAUGUUAUGUUCAAUGUGUUAUUGUGUGUAGUUCAUCUCUUUUUCUUUAACAGGGAGCCUUGGCAGAUACAGAAACAUGGUUUGGCAAGUUGUAUUUUUUCUAACAAGAGUUCUCAGAAUUUUCCAGCCCCCCCCCCCGUUGGAGCAUUCCAGGAGCUGUAGUGGGAGGGGGGAAACUCUGGGGCGACUGCUUCUUAUUGCUGUGCCACACAAUCCUGUUGAACACUGCUUCCCCCAUGCUCUCUGGCAAAUCACAGCAGUGUGGCUUUCGCACCCAAUCUUUUUCCUAUUGUUUGAAUGUGCUGCUUGUGUCUGUAGGAUUCAGCAGUGUGUGUGUUCCCCUGUUUUGUGUUGCAUUUUUCUCGCACAGCAGAAACCUUGGGUUCCUGAGUACCGUGAAUUUGAAAGUUGUGUCAUUGGUGCUUUGUGACUACACUGAAAAAUAAGUGUGUGUGUUUCUUAAAUAUAUAAACCUGUACUAUAGUGCGGAAUGCUUUAUGCCAAAGGUGGACAAGUUAUGGCCUUUCAGAGAUGUGGUCCACCAAAUAUCUGGAGGGCAUCCUACUCUCCCCCUGCCCCCCCCUUUUUGUCAACUCAGUUUUGUUAUCAUGAACUAUAUAAUGGCCAAACGGAAGAGGAACACUAUGAUUUACCGCCGGUGCCUUAGGAGAGGUUUAGACUGGCUGAUGUCAGCUAGACUUAUGAUAUCUCAAGAUGGAAAACUGCUUUCAAACCUUCUUCAUCUGAUUUUUGUUGUUAAAAGGUGAUAGAAAGACAUGUUCCCAUGAAUUUGUUGCAUUUUGGGUGUUGGAUUACCUUUUUCUUGAGCUAGAAUGUUGGAAACAAGAGAGCAGUGCUUGAAGGGGGUGGAGAGAAGAAUUCAUGGAGGAAAGAAAAUGGAGAGCUUGGAAGAAAAAUAGGAAGCUUCAGCUGCACGCCAUUGCUCAGGAGGACUAUUUUAAGCAGGUGUUAGAUGGUAUGCGUAAUCUCUGCUUGUGAUGUGUAUGACUUGUGUGACACAACACACGCGCACACACAUGAACACUUUUUUUUCAUACUGGCUGAAUAGGAAUGCAGAGCGAAUGAGGGUCAUGUGAUCUGGCUUUUAGCCCAAGGACUUGAAGGGUUUUUUUCUCAUGUUGCAGCACAUGAGAAGGGUCAAGAAUGAGUGGGAAAUAUGUGAUGUAGAACUGAAUGAUGAUGAAGAUAGGAUGAGAGAUAAGUAACUUUAUCUUCUAAGAAGGCACAGUUCUGAUCUAGUUAUAUUCAGAGGAUGUUUACCUUCAGGGUGUAAAUAAAAAUGUAUCCUCAGAGACCAAAAAGAAAAGAAAAAAAAAGGGAGGGAGGGAAGCACUUUAUUUUUACUAAUACUUUUUUUUAAAAAAUUUCUUGAUAGCAUGUAAGAUACGUUAAAUGUUUUCUCUGAACUUUAAUUGAAAAGUUGUGGUGCAUGCUCAGAUUUGUCAUAAAUCACGUUUUUUAAAAAAGAAAGAAGAAAGCUGAUUCAGAGCACUUACUUGAGAGGUACUGUCAAACCUAAAACAGUAUUUUGCCUUAAAGGCUACCUUUUGAAAAACUAUUCUUUGCAGUGUAUAAUUUUAGAGGGAUUACAAAUCCCCCCCCCCAACAAAGGUUUGUGUAAAGCUUCUUGUUAUGACCAACUUCCUGUGUUGAUUAUUGCAGUGAAUCUCCUGGCAUUUGGCCAGACUGGAGUCUUCCAAGAUUAAAGUCAACAAAAGUCUG
Messenger RNA from Pogona vitticeps (central bearded dragon), 2790 nucleotides. NCBI's taxonomy places the organism in Eukaryota, Metazoa, Chordata, Lepidosauria, Squamata, Agamidae. The record is from RefSeq and is a predicted model, not a curated record.